AUGGGCUGCUGGGAGGGAGAUGAUUGGCACUGGCAAUUCCAAUGGAGAAGAAACUGGCUAGAGAGAGAUCAAGAGCAAUGGACAUUCUUUCAACAUGCAGUCUCCACAGUGGCCUUGCAAAAACAUGCUAAGGAUAGAUGGGUGUGGCCUAUUGAUAAGUCAGGAUGCUUCUCGGUCAGCUCUACCUACAAGGCAUUACAUGAUCUCAAGUACAAUGGUCAGGUGGACGACUUAUUGGCUCACAUUUGGCAUAUGAAAAUCCCACCUAAAGCUGUGAUCUUGCAAUGGCGUCUGCUACAUAAUGCUCUUCCUUCGGUUGAUAAUCUUCUAAGAAGAGGCAUCGUCUUGCCUCCUCUAGACUCAAUGUGUGUGAUGUGCAAUGAGCAACCAGAGACAUUACCGCAUUUCUUUUUCAGCUGCCCAAUUGCUGACCAAUUGUGGAAGUACUAUUUUUCUUGGGCUUCUAUCAGCACAGUCCAGCCUCAAACAAUGAGGCUACAUUAUUGUCAGUACCCACAACUAUGUUUUGGUCUUCUCCAAAUGAAGGGUUGGGAUAUUGUUAGGAGUGCUGUUGUAUGGUGUAUUUGGAAUGGGCGAAACAACCAGAUUUUCAGAAGAAGGGUGACUGCGCUAGAGGAAUUGAAAGCCAACUUACACCUUACUGUGUGGUUGUGGCUGAAGCUUAAUGACCUCAUGGACUUUACCUUUGAUCAAUGGAUAGCGUGUCUAUCCUAA
Cajanus cajan (pigeon pea) is the source of this 735-nucleotide messenger RNA. The record is from RefSeq and is a predicted model, not a curated record. Lineage: Eukaryota; Viridiplantae; Streptophyta; Magnoliopsida; Fabales; Fabaceae.